Ctenopharyngodon idella (grass carp) is the source of this 1227-nucleotide messenger RNA. Its product is annotated as serine/threonine-protein kinase pim-3. Gene Ontology annotation, biological process: regulation of mitotic cell cycle; negative regulation of apoptotic process; protein autophosphorylation. Gene Ontology annotation, molecular function: protein serine/threonine kinase activity; ATP binding. NCBI's taxonomy places the organism in Eukaryota, Metazoa, Chordata, Actinopteri, Cypriniformes, Xenocyprididae. Bases 718 to 1227 code for a protein of 169 amino acids. The transcript has 2 exons. Gene Ontology annotation, cellular component: cytoplasm. The record is from RefSeq and is a predicted model, not a curated record.
CCUUAUAAGAUAAUUGAAGGAACUAGCAACCUCUUCUGUUUUUCAGGAUCUUUGAACACUUUCUAUGAGCUGAAAGAUAUGCUGGGAUCGGGAAACUUCGGCAAGGUGUUCAAGGGUAUCCGUAAAUCCGAUGACCAAGAGGUAACACACUCUUACGGAACAUUUUGCUCCUCAUACAGAGAAUCAUGCCUAAUUUAUUCAAACUUGAAUAUGGGAAAAAUUCGUAAUAAUGUUUUUUUCUUUUUUUUUUCUUUUUGCAGGUUGUCAUCAAAAGUAUAUGCAAAAGGAAGACUGACCGUCAUUUUUUAAUUGUAAGUUGGUAAAACUUGGUAAAAAAAAAGAAUAUAUACAGUAUUUAGAUAUUUAAAAGGUGCGGUACUGCUGCUCUGUGAAAUUUCGUGGGAGGCAUCUAGUCAUUUCAGUUGGUAUCCACACGAUCAGGAAUUUCGCGCAAGGGGCAAAAUUUGCCGACAUUUCUAUAAUGUGACCGCACCUCAAAUAUUGUAGUACACCAUAACUGAAAUAAAUGAUAAAGCUUAACGCACCAAUGAACUUUGAGCUGGAAAGGCUCUGAUGAUCGUAUCUACAAAGAAAAAAUUAAAGCAAUUUAAAUACAAUGGCAUGAGCUCUUCAGAUCUAUAGUCAACUAACCUUUUGUUGUCUUGUUCUCUUUUUCUCUAGCGUGAUUGUCCCAGACCUCUGGUUACAGAAGUGGCGAUGAUGCUAAUAUUGAGGCGUCCUCCAGUAAGCCCUUAUGUAAUAGAAAUGUAUGAGUGGUUUGAUCGACCCAAAGUCAUCUCACUCAUUUUGGAGUACCCUCAACCGUGCAAAGUCUUGCGAAAGUUCAUCACUGAUCUUCAUAAACUGAAUGAACUGAUAUCACGUAGCUUGAUGUGCCAGUUAGUCCUGGCAGUACAGCACUGCAUAGACCACGGCGUCUUUCAUAAUGACAUUCAUGCAGACAACAUCCUGGUGAACACAUGCAGUUUGGAGCUCAAGUUGAUUGACUUUGGCUGCGCUCACCUAGUUGAUAGUAAUGGCUACAACAGCACUCAAUAUCUAGGUAAGCUGGCAUUUUGUAUUACGGUGUAUUUUGUAUUUUAUUAUUGUAUUGGUAUGGAAACGUCAUGCCGUGAUCUGAUUAGCCAGUGUCUGAAUCGCAGUCCAGCAAAAAGGCUGACAUUAGAGCAGAUCUUACAACACGAAUGGUUGAAUAAUCAGUGCUAG